GUUUGAGUUUUAUUAAUCUCUCUUAUAAUCUUAUCUUGUGUUGUGUUGUGUUUUUGUUGCAACCAUGUAUGUUAUUCCACUUCGAUCAAUUCCCCCUUCCCCCAUAGCAUUUAAUAAGAGUGUGAUUGAUGCUAAUGGACAACAAGAAAAUGGUAACAACAACUCAGGUGGAGUUCGUGUUGUUGGAAACAGAAUUUAUGAUUCUACCAAUGGCAAAACUUGUCAUCAGUGCCGGCAAAAAACAAUGGAUAUUUUUGCUACAUGCAACAAUUCAAGAAAUGGAAAGCCUUGUGUAAUCAAGAUCUGUCAAAAAUGCCUCAAGAACAGAUAUGGUGAAAUGAUACAAGAUGUAAAUUUGUUGACCGAUUGGAUAUGUCCAAAGUGCAGAGGCAUGUGCAACUGCAGUUUCUGCAUGAAAAAACGAGGUCAACAACCUACAGGUGCACUAACUCGAACAGCCAAAACUUCUGGUUUUAAGUCUGUGUCUGAAAUGCUUGCAAUGAAAGUUAACAGUGUUGAUGAUGAUUGCCAAAACCAGAGAUUGAAAAAGACUAAACUUUGUAAAGGUGUUUCAGAUUGUGAAGUUAAAACAAAUACAAAUGAUGAAUGGGAAUCAAAAUUAAAGGAGUAUUAUGGUUUGAUUAGUGGUAAAAUGGAUGUUCCUAAGGUUUGGACAGCAAGUGAUUUUUGCUUAAUUCCAAAUCUAAUGGAUGAUAAAAAUUGCCAAGGAACUAAAGAUGCUCCUCAAUCUUUAGCUUCAAAUGGUGAUAAGAAAAUGCAUCAAGUAAAUUGCAAUGCCAAUGUAGCUACUAGUUCUGUUGAUAAUGUUGUCAUUAAUUCUGAAAUAAACAUAGGUGUAGCACAACAUCUAAAUGUGGAAAAAUGUUCUGUAACAGAAAAAAUUGAGGAAGAAAUUCUUUUGUCUCCCGACACUAAGUUAACAAAAAUAUUGGAUAAGGAUUUUCCAACUGAAGAUGUUUGUAAUGCUCUGCAGUUUUCAGAAUUCUGCAAUAAAUGA
Molecule: messenger RNA, 1018 nt
Organism: Cicer arietinum (chickpea)
Lineage: Eukaryota; Viridiplantae; Streptophyta; Magnoliopsida; Fabales; Fabaceae
Biological process (GO): regulation of DNA-templated transcription
Cellular component (GO): nucleus
Source: RefSeq, a predicted model, not a curated record